Microsporum canis CBS 113480 is the source of this 1872-nucleotide messenger RNA. RefSeq lists its product as hypothetical. Gene Ontology annotation, biological process: protein phosphorylation. Gene Ontology annotation, molecular function: ATP binding; protein kinase activity. The coding region runs from base 1 to 1872 and encodes 623 amino acids. NCBI's taxonomy places the organism in Eukaryota, Fungi, Ascomycota, Eurotiomycetes, Onygenales, Arthrodermataceae. The transcript has 2 exons. The record is from RefSeq and is a predicted model, not a curated record.
AUGGUGUGCCAGGGUCCCCUCGUUGGCGCUUCAGCGAAUUACCAUUGUCUGGAGAGACUCAUUUCAACGCUUCAAGGUUCGGUAUAUCGCAAUGUUUCAGGCUACGAUGCAAAGUAUUUUCCGGCUCAGAGCAUCUCUGCUUCAGAGGCGCAACCACAGAACUCCAUCCCUCUACAGUCACCGUCGGAGCUAUUGAAAUGGCUGGACGACUUGCCAUGUCGACGACUCGGAGCCACUCACAACAGCUUCGUUCUUCAUAGCAUUAAACGAAAGCCUAGAGAUAUUUCUGGAACAGAUAUAUGUCUUGUCAGAACUUCUGCCUCGAAACCCCAGGUGCUUUGUCCUGAUGCUGCCGUUCUCGUGCUAGGUCUGUUCCAGACGGGUACUGAAUUUUCGCCGGGUGAUGAAGCGGUCUUGGGGUUCUGCGACCUCGCUAUGAGUGUCUUUGCGGCUCGCCCCGAUCGUCGAUUCCUGCAUGCAUUUCGUAUCUACAAUUCUACAAUGGAGACGUGGACGUUUGACAGGGCCGGAGCUUACAGCGGCGAAUCAUUUAACAUUGUGGAAGAACCCAAUCGGUUCAGAAAUAUCGUUGCUGGGUACAUGUCCAUGGAUGAUGAUCGACUGGGCUUGAACUCGUUUUUACAGCAAGACGAUCAAGGGGCAUUCCUUGAGCUCAAGGAACAGAAUCAGCCUUCGGUCAGAAGACUGUAUCUCGACGAGGACGCAUUUGUGAGGCAGGACUACCUUGUGGGACCUGGUACGACCUGCUUCAAAGCACGCAUCCCGGCCUUGCGAGACCAAGAGAUGGUGGUCAAAUUUGCCUGGAACCGGAACGAGGGCUCUGCUGAACGGAGGCUCCUACAAUUCGCGAACGAGAAGAAUGUUUGGGGUAUUCUCAAACUUGAAGGCUACCAGGACCUGGGCGAUAUUGCAUGUCUUCGACAAGGACUGCAGUUCGGCCAGCCAUACGAGUUCUCGCUUCCUCAUCUGGAGACUAACGAGUCGGAUAAUUUUCAAAAUUUACCAGAAUCAACGCCGAAAUCACCGCUGCUGAGACAAGUCUCUAGCGGCAUCGUCGAACACGAGAAAGAAUCCCAGUUCGACAAUCUCAAAUUUGAGUGUAUCGUCACUUCUCCACUUGGGCGACCGCUAAGUACUUUCUCCUCACCAUCAGAGCUCAUGACGGUUCUCCGCGAUAUUACCAAAGCACUUCGUUCUCUAUACGUCAAAGCGAAUAUUCUUCACCGUGACGUCAGCCCGCAAAAUAUCAUUAUUGCUCCCAACAAUAAUCAAGACCCCGGUGCCCCCAUCGGAAUGCUCAUCGACCUAGAUCUAGCGCUCGAUCUCUCAAAUCUACCGAGUGAACGACGGCUCGUAGGCUCAGAGGGAUUCAUGGCUAUUGGUAUACUCGGUGGUGAUGACCACACAUACCGUCAUGACCUCGAGUCUGUGUUCUAUGUCUUCUUGUGGAUGGCCAUCUGCCGUAAUGGAGUUACCCCCGACAACAUCCCGAAUACAAGUCGUCUUCACCUGUGGUGCGGCACAGACUUUUUGGCGUCCUUUCAUAGCAAGAGGAAGGACAUGCAGCUAACGGAGUUCUCGAAACUAGCAGAGGAGGAGUUUACAGAACGUUUCAAACCAUACUUGCCUUUGGCAAUGACUAUUCAUCAGUUGCUGUUUCCUGUCAGGAACGGGAAGAUCUUUAUAGGCACUGAUCAUGAACCGGGUUCUAUAGAGCAACUCUCGAUAAUAUCUCUCAUUCUUAAUACCCUUAACCGCUACCGUGUAAGCGAGUCCAAGAUUGCCAGUGAUGAGUUCCCCCUUCCCAAGUCUAGGGAUGCUACAAGCUUUCUGGGACCUUUGUAUGAGUAA